Messenger RNA from Thermothelomyces thermophilus ATCC 42464, 607 nucleotides. RefSeq lists its product as uncharacterized. The record is from RefSeq and is a predicted model, not a curated record. The transcript has a single exon. The coding region runs from base 189 to 419 and encodes 76 amino acids. NCBI's taxonomy places the organism in Eukaryota, Fungi, Ascomycota, Sordariomycetes, Sordariales, Chaetomiaceae.
GGACGUGAGGCAGAAGUGUAGCAGGUUCGGUGGUGCGCCGUGUGUCUUCGACAAGAUUGAGUAAGGUGGAGGACUUUGCAUCCCAAGCUGUCGGCGCCGAGGACGACCUUGCACACAGGGACGUCGACGAGGAGCCGGCUCUUCCACAGUACCAGUGUGAGGAGGACGAAGAGCCUAGCCGGGAGUCCAUGAGCCUCGCCACGAGCUUCACGUCGAGCUUCAGCGGGAGCCAGACCAGUUCGAAGCGAACGAGGGCACCCGACAGUCCACCGUCGAAUUCCCAGCCACACAAGAAGCACGGCUCGGCCAGGAGAACACGCCAGAGCGCGUCUCCACGAGCGGCUGGGUCCUCCACGCAGGCCUCGACGUCUUCAGGAUCUGCUAUACCGCCGCCGGCGUCGACUAAGAAGUGGAGGUAGGAGUGAGACUCAGCACAGUUGGUACGAUUUGAACGAGGAUGGGAGUUGCAUCUGGAACGAUGGGAAGUCGUGCUGGCGCUAUAGACUUGUAUUGGCUUGAAUAAUCUGGAGUUCCUGUGCCUACGGACUUGGAUAAGCGCUCUAUGUGGCUUGCAUUUGUUAUUUCCCUUUCCGAGCAGCAACUCUGU